Talaromyces amestolkiae is the source of this 3546-nucleotide messenger RNA. RefSeq lists its product as uncharacterized. The record is from RefSeq and is a predicted model, not a curated record. Gene Ontology annotation, cellular component: cytoplasm. The transcript has 2 exons. Gene Ontology annotation, biological process: chromatin remodeling. Bases 1 to 3546 code for a protein of 1181 amino acids. NCBI's taxonomy places the organism in Eukaryota, Fungi, Ascomycota, Eurotiomycetes, Eurotiales, Trichocomaceae.
AUGGAGGCUCAGAGACAGGAGGCGUUCAGGAAGCUUCGCCCUGCAUGCGUUGAGCUUAGCUCCGCCGCUCUAAGCUUUCGUACACGCCAGAACCAACCUCGUGAUGUUCAAAGAGCACUAGAAGGCUUGUACGCUGUACUGGAGCCUUUGGGAAGUGCGGAUGCCCUGGAUGUAAAACUGGCCGAAUAUGUUUUCUUUCCCCUUUCGCAAGUGUUCAAUCAAGCACAGGCACUGCCCCAGGGAUGUCUAGAGAUCGCAGUCAAGUGCAUUACGGUCCUCGUCGCGAAGGGAUGGAGAUCUCAGUUGGCCCCCGAGAUGGGGAAACAAUUGCUCAUUCUCAUGACCAUUUUGGUAGGCGGCACUCCGGCCCAGAAUCGGGGGCAAGCAACCUUGAAACCCGAGUCGGAAGAACUUUCAGUUGCAAGCUUUGUCUGCAUGGAUUCUAUAUUCCAAAUGCUCCAAGGGCCAGUCGCUGAAAAGACCAUCUUCAAUGAGAUUGGCUCUGCUACUAUCAUCGAUCAAACCGUCUAUCUGCUUUUGGAAGGCAUAUCGGAAGGUGCUUCGGCUGCCGUUCAAAUAUCAGCACUAUCUGCACUUCAACCUCUUUUCAGCCGGGUCACUGAUAGGGUCAUUCUGGCAAGUAUAAUGCCUCGUGUCGUUUCAGCUUUGACGAAGGUUGUGAUACCCACCACCAAGACCCGGAGAAGCUUCAAAGUUUUAGAGGGAUCUCUUCAGUUGCUAGAAAGUAUUCUCAAGGCUGUCCUCAAUGAUGAAGCUGUGUAUGGAGAACAACAAAAACAAAAUAAAGAUGAAUCAAGCGACAAGAUAGUCCUUGAUGAAGCAUGGCUCAAAGCAACAGCCGGACAAAUCAAGCUCGCUCUGGCAAAUGUCAUUCGAAUCAGACAGCACGAUAGACAAGCAGUACGCGAUGCUCUUCUUAAUCUCUGUUUGAUGAUAAUUGAAGAAUGUCCCAAGUCAUUGAAGGAAUCUCUACCUCUCAUAGUGGAGACCAUGGUGGUGCUCUCAGAUGUUGACGAUGAAAAUGUUCCAAAUAAUGCCUAUAAUUCAUUACUCCAUCUGGCUACGGUACAGAGUCUGACUGUGGACAUUCUCAAGGACCUACUUCAAAUAUGGACGACUUCAUUUCAAAGGAUCAUGCAAAGCAGUGACGAAGCUGCCAAACAGAGGGCUAUCAAACAAAUCACCAUCGCUUUUCAAAUCCUCUCGCAAGUGCAAUCGAGCUCGGCUUUGCUGGAAAGCAACGUCGCGCUUGGACUUUGUGAUAGUCUUGCGGCAAUAGUUCAGUCAUCGAAAUCCGUGCCCAUGCCUGUGACUUCAUCUUCAGUAGGUGGUCUAGAGCUUGCUGUUAUAGGCAAACAAAACACCUCACAGACAUUCCCUCCAGUGCUUCUCGAACACCGCAGUCAGCAGCAGACACUAACAGAUAUGACAUCUAUGGUCACAAGGCUCAACCGCACACAGUCGGGUGAGACUAUUACGAGAUAUAUUAUCAAUCAGGUUCAUCAGGCUGCGGGUGAUACCAUAGUUGCGCCCUUGUGGCUGGCCUUGCAAUUUCUGCGAUCUGAAGGAUCGAAUGGCAUCGACGAAUUUCUCACCUUUGAUACCUCGGCUACCCUCUCGUCUCGGGCAACCAUGAUCGAGGAACUAUAUUCAGUCGCACUUCCAACUUUAAAUGAGCCACCAUCAACUGACCCACGGGACUGGAGGGUCUCGGCACUUUCAUUAGAGAUUGUAGCUUUGCAAGCCCAACAACUCAAAGAAGAUUUUCGCCCAGAAUUGAUAGAUGCAUUAUAUCCCGUGCUACAAUUCCUUGCGUCUAACAACCCUAAUCUACAGACUCAUGCUAUGGCUUGUUUGAACAUCAUCACACAAUCCUGCAAUUAUCCGGAUACACGCACAAUGUUGAUUGAAAACGUUGACUAUCUCGUCAAUGCAGUGGCGCUCAAGCUCAACACAUUUGACGUCUCGCCGUAUCCUCCACAAGUUCUUUUGAUGAUGGUCAAGCUGUCUGGAGCUGGUCUUAUACCAUAUCUAGACGAUCUUGUAAGCUCCAUUUUCGGCAUUCUUGACAUGUAUCACGGAUAUCCUAAGCUCGUCGAAUUGCUUUACUCGAGUCUUGCUGCGAUUGUCGAAGAGGGUACCCGGACCCCAGAAUUGCUGUCGAUUACUGCAGACGGUCAAGAAAMCCUUAUGGAACACAAAAMCCAGGCAUASGAGCCAUUAUCAGUCGCAGAAUUGGUGAAUAAUAUUGCUCAUAGACGAGCCAAACGAGUACGUAUCGAAGAAAUCGACAGCAAGCUAGAUGAAGAACGACUCCCACACCCUCAACGUCCAUGGACACGCGAACAAGACGGACCUCCACUUCCCAAACAAGACGACGACAAAAACAUCGAAGAACUUCUCAAUGAGACCAUCAACCCUCUAGACGAGCCUGACGAAUCUCUCCCUCCACCAAAAGAUCCCGAAGACGCCCCCAAGCCUCUCAGCAAAUCACACAAUUUACUCUUACAGAUAGUAAAAUCCAUACCUCCGCACCUUGGCUCACCAUCCCCCUUCUUGAGGCGAUCACUCCUAUCCCUUCUCAACCAGGCUUUUCCCGUCUUGUCCAAAAMCCAAGCCAGUUUCCUGCCACUCAUCAAUGAACUAUGGCCGCCAGUGAGUUCACGAAUUGCGCCCCCCUCCACAGCAAGCUCGACACCCGUCUACCUUACAACAUCUUCAACGACAACUUCCUCUUCAACGGAUAUUGUCUCUAGAACAUCUAAACCAGAAGAUGACAGUAUAAUCAAAGAAGAAACCUUCGUCACCGCCGCUGCCUGUGACGUCGUGACAAACAUGUGCGAACUAGCAGGCGACUUCAUGGCCUCGCGCGUAGCCAGCGAAUACCCACGCUGGCGCCGCCUAUACCUCGACAACUGGAAAAAGGUCCUCGUCGACGCAGAACGGAGCCUUGACCGUCAAACCCGACGAACACAGAAGUUGAAGGACACAUCAUUAGCGGUGUUCAAAACCACAAUUCCGGACCUGAGUUUGUCGAGUAGUACCGCUCGCUCGUUUACGCAGCACCAUAUCCUCUGGCGCUCACUGCUCACUCUAUUCGUGAAUGUGCUUGCCCACGUUCGAAUUCCAUUAUCUAUCGGCGACGAACUCUGUGAUUCCAUCGGGGGCUGGAUCAUGAAAUUUGUCGGAUCGAAAUACUACUUUCAUUUCUAUGAUAAACGUACAUCAUCACCCCCGAGGCAACAAGCUAUCCAACAACUCUCUGACAAAGCCGACAAAGGUGAAGAGGAUAUGCACCUCGUCAACAGGGCGAUACAAGCCAUGGAGGCAUGGAAUAAGGAUUUGACGUGGUUUAUAUUCUGGCAGGGGCUGAUCUCGGAACGUUCUUCUGCAGCAACAUCUACACCAUCUUCCACUUCUGAUUCGACCAGUGGGCGUUGGCAAUUACCGCACGAACUGCAACGGUUUAAUGAUAAUGCCAGUAAGAGCGGAAGAUGGAAGUUUGCAUCUGUGGAAGUUGUAUAG